This is a messenger RNA of Lymnaea stagnalis (great pond snail), 4051 nucleotides long. The record is from the annotation of a GenBank genome assembly. NCBI's taxonomy places the organism in Eukaryota, Metazoa, Mollusca, Gastropoda, Lymnaeidae.
AGGAUUGACCAUUCCCCCACCCAGCUAUGGACGCCAUGUUUGUGAUGGGCCUGGCUUUGGUCAUCACGGGCAUCUGUGUCAAGGGGACAGCUGCGAGCUGUAGUCCUGGUGACUACAGAGUCGUCGACCUGUCUCACAAUCUGGACAGAAACUCUCUCUCGUUUCCUUUUAACGUCUCGUUCGAGUUGUCCAUCCUGUUCAGGGGACUUGAACCCGAAGGCUACUGGUGAGUCCUUAAAUAACAACAUUUGUUUUAAGGAUUUUACCGAUUUGUUCAGCCAAAGCAUAUGAUCAUGAAUAUAUUAUUUUGUAUUUUAUUGUUUUUCAAUUUAUUGAUGAGAUGUGAUUUUUGUUUAAAUUUAUGGCACUGACGCAUGUAUUAUAAUAAAUUGAUGAACUGAAAUUUAUGAAACUUACAUCCCUCAACACAUUUCACGUGUGUCAACAAACUUAGGAGUAUCGUGCAACGUCAAUUCAAUGACGGCUCUGAACACAUUUUGUGAUACACAAAACAAACGGCUUUUCGUCCGUUUUUGUAAUAUUGUCUUUUACAGAUAAGUAAAACAAUAAGAAAUACCACCUCCCCCCCCCCCAAGCUGAAUUUGAAUUAAUGUUCCUAUAAAGCAGUGGUUCUCAACCUUUCUAAUGUAGCGACCCUUUAAGACAGUUCCUCAUGUUGUGGCAAACCCCCCAAACACAAAAUUAUUUUCGUUGCCUCUUCAUAACUGUAGAGUAUAUCUGUUGUCCAAUGGUCUUAAGCGACCCUUGUGAAAGGUUCGUUCGACCCCCCAAAGGUUGAGAACCGCUGCUUUCAAGCAAGCAGCCCAAAAAAAGUCGAUACAUUCAUGGUAUAGUGCCUCUUGCUGUUGUUUUUGUUUUUUUGCACCUCUGCCUGAACAUGAGUAGCAAGAACUGCAAUAAUGUUUCCGUUACGGUGUUACUCUACACCCAAAACACAUCAAGCAAGGCGGUCAUCCGCAUGAAAGCGUACACCUGGAACCUUGAUCUAGUAAGUAGCCCCCACCCACCACCCAACCUUUUUUUCGUUAUAGCCACAGUGAACAAUGUCAAGGGUCCAGGAUUCCAUUUCUUCCUCCUAGCCCCCCCCCCCACAGGGCUGAUGUGUGGCAGCAAGUCAAAAUAACCAGGAGGAGUUUGAAAUUUCGGAUGUAUUGAUUUAUUGCCUAAGUGGUCAAUACAUCCAAGAAUUGCCUAAAAUGUCAAGGGUCCAGGAUUCCAUUUCUUCCUCCUAGCCCCCCCCCCACAGGGCUGAUGUGUGGCAGCAAGUCAAAAUAACCAGGAGGAGUUUGAAAUUUCGGAUGUAUUGAUUUAUUGCCUAAGUGGUCAAUACAUCCAAGAAUUGCCUAAGUGCCCCGUUCAGUCCAACAAUCGCCUAGGUGUACUAAGCAACUGGCCUCUAAAUGUACAGAGAUUUUUAAACUAAUGUUUCCCAUGAUUACUCGGUGGCCAGAUAAGGCUGAGUCCAAUCCAUGACUCUGAGGUACGUUACAAUCGUCCAUUCAUAUAAUAAUAAUCAUUGGAACAAUCCAUUUCUAAUGUCUUAAAGGUUUGAGUUGAACAAGAUCUCAACACUAGAACACAUGGGCACUCACCUCGACGCACCUGGACACACCUUCAAAGGUAGUUGGAGAGUCCACCAGAUCCCCGUCGAUCGUCUCGUGGGACCGGGCGUGGUCAUCGAUGUCCGUGCCCAGGUGGCCAAAAACUCAGAUUACCGACUGAGGUGAGUACAAAAAAAAACAACAAAAAAAACAGUGUGAUUCCUCACAUUGGGCCUGAAGGUUUGCUGACGGAUUUGCGAUGGCUCUGCGAGCUACUUGUAUUUUAAUUGUAACUAAUCAUAAUUAACACGACGCAUUAAAAUGCACGUAAACUAAUUGGCGCGUGUGAAGAAUUUUAUAUAUUAUUGAAGUACAUAAUUUAAAAGGGGACGCUUUUGCAUAUUCUGAAAAUGCAACGCUGUUCCGAAAUGUGUCUUUUUCCCGUUAGUUCCUGACAGCCAUAUGACGGGGAAUUAUAUUAUUUGAAUUGAAAGGAUGAAUAAUAAUUAUUGAGAUGGAAACUUUAUACCAAGGGGAUCAUCAGUGAUAAAUCGAAUUUCAUUGAAAGAUUCAGCCGUGUGACAAUCUAAAACGAAAUGCAGAGCUAAUGAUCAAUUUUACAAAAUAGUUUCACCACGUUAUUUGCUAUCAGACAAGCUGAGAACGAAAUUCAAUAAUCCCAAGUAUUAUUUUAUCAGUGUCUGUUCCCCCCCCACCCCUCCCCGACACACGACGCUGAAAAACAGAUAUGUUUUUGGCAGGACAAUUAAGUAUAAUGUGAUUUGAUAAUGAAAAUCCAUUUGUUGUUUUUUUGGUGGUUUUUUUUUAAGAGCCGUGGUUUUGUUCUCGUUGCAGCGUCCUGGAUAUUGAGAGGUGGGAGAGGCUUUACGGAGCCAUCCCUAAUGGAGCCAUUGUUUUCAUGUGGUCCGGCUGGGAUGUCCGCUACCCGGAUAAGUUCUUGACGUUCAACAGCAUCACGCCGGGCAAUAUUUCAACGUUUCACUUUCCUGGUCAGUUGUUUAAACUGUGCUGUGCAUAGCCCAAGGAUAUUGAAAUGAACGGUCUAAGAGAAGCGAUAUCAUACAGAUAUAACACACUCGAUGGUUUCAAUUUCUCACCAACAGUUUCAAUGUGCGGGUCUCAGUGCAUAUUGGCGAGGAAGAAAACGCUGACAGGCUAUAUGCAACAACCAUCUCUCUCUCUCUCUCUCUCUCUCUCUCUCUCUCUCUCUCUCUCUCUCUCUCUCUCUCUCUCUCUCUCUCUCUCCCUCUCUGUCUGUCUUUCUUUCUUUCUCGCUCACACACACACAUACUAAAACACACAGUGUGUGUAUCAAUCAUUCUUUUUCAUUAUCUCUCCCACUCUCUCUAGAUCUAUCUGUCUAUCUGUCUGUCCCUCUAUGUGGACCCAUUGUUUCUGCCUCUACUUGCACCCCCCUCCCCUAGCUCCUGCUGUCUAUCUCCAACUCAUUUUUAUAUUUUCUCUUUCAUAGCUCUCUCUUUCCCUCUCUCACUCACUCUCUCUCUCUCUUUCUGUGUGUGUGUGUGUAUUUCUCGCUCUCUUCUUCUCACCUUAUGUUUGAAGCUAGAGAAAGAUUAUCCAUCUUAUCAAUAGCCCCCAUUGCUCCAUUUAAGACAUGCACGUAUACUUCAAACGUAUCACUAUGUCCCCAGGCUUCCACCCCGAUGCCGUCAGGUGGCUGCUCCGGUACAGGAACAUCAGCAUGAUCGGCGUGGACACCCCGUCCACGGACUACGGGCAGUCCAAGAACUUGGAAGUCCAUCAGCUCACUGGGGGCGCCAAUGUCAUGGGCCUGGAGAACGUCAACAACCUCUGCCAGGUGCCGCCCUCCGGCGCCACGAUCGUGGUUCCGCCCAUGAAGGUCUUCGACGGCAGUGGCGUGCCUGUGCGCAUCCUGGCGCUGGUUGAUAAGGCCGGGCAACCAUCUCGCAGAUGUCCAGAUUGUACCCUCGGAGGUAGACGCCCAUAUCCGUAUUAGUGCGAAAUGGGCUGUACAAUAACUGAUCAAUGCCUAUACACUAUUGAUAUCUAAUCAAUGUCUAUACACUAUUGAUAUCUAAUUAAUGUCUAUUCGCUAUUGAUAUCUAUACUUAAUGUCCGUACUCUAUUGAUAUUAAUCAAUGUCUAUACAUUAUUGAUAUCUAUAGUCAUUGUCAAUACACUAUUGAUAUCUAAUCAAUUUCUAUACACUCUUGAUAUCUAAUCAAUGUCUGUUCACUAAUGAUGUCUAAUUAAUGUCUAUACACUAUUGAUGUCUAAUCAACAUCUUUACAUUAUUGAUAGCUAAUCCAUACACAUACAAUAUUGCAAUCUACUCAACUGCUAUACAAUACCGAUGUCUAAUAUCUUCACGAUAUUGAAACCUAAUCUAUGCGCAUAUGGUAGGGACACCCUGUCCGUGUCCGUGCAAAGGUGAGCAGCUCUGUGGUGAAUCUUUUAGGCAUACAAUAAAGAUACUCCGAUGGCUU